Eutrema salsugineum is the source of this 1907-nucleotide messenger RNA. Its product is annotated as pentatricopeptide repeat-containing protein At4g31070, mitochondrial. The record is from RefSeq and is a predicted model, not a curated record. Gene Ontology annotation, molecular function: RNA binding; protein binding. Gene Ontology annotation, biological process: RNA modification. Lineage: Eukaryota; Viridiplantae; Streptophyta; Magnoliopsida; Brassicales; Brassicaceae.
AUGGCAACAUUGGCAAGAUCUUUCUCUUCCCGCCUAAACUUAGAGCUCGGCAAUAAGCUGAAGGGAUUGGUUUCGGAACAACUUCACGAUGAAGCAUUGAGACUGUACAAGCAAAAGAUUCAUCCUUUAGGCACUAAUGGCUUCACAGCGAUUCUUCCUUCUGUCAUCAAAGCUUGCUCUUUUCAACACGAGCCUUUUUUACUUGGCGAGCAGAUUCAUUGCCUUUGUCUCAAGUCAGGCGCUGAUCGUGAUACCGUUGUGUCCAACUCUCUCAUCUCUAUGUAUGCGAAAUUCUCUACCACAUACUCCGCACGUAAGGUAUUCGAUGAAAUGCUUCAAAGAGAUACCGUUAGCUAUUGCUCCAUCGUCAACUGUUAUUGUCAGGAUGGAUUGUUGUAUGAAGCGCUAAAUUUUUUCAAAGAGAUGUAUUUUUAUGGUUUUUUUCCGAAGUCCGAGCUGGUUGCAUCUCUAUUGGCUCUCUGCACUCGCAUGGGAAGCAGCAGUAAGGUAGCAAGAAUGCUUCAUGCUCUUUUUCUUGUUGAUGAGAGGAUGCAGGGAUCAGUUCUCUUAGCAACGGCAUUGGUCGAUAUGUACUUAAAGUUUAAUGAUCCUGGAGCAGCCUUCCAUGUGUUUGAUCAAAUGGAGGUGAAGAAUGAGGUCUCAUGGACCGCCAUGAUCUCGGGCUGUGUCAUGAAUCAUAACUAUGAGAUGAGUAUUGGCUUGUUUCUAGCAAUGCAGAGAGAAAACGUUAGGCCCAACCGUGUUACACUGUUGUCUAUUCUACCUGCAUGUGUAGAAUUGGGUUCUGGCUUAAGGAUGGUGAAGGAGAUUCAUGGAUUUUCUUUUCGUCAUGGAUUCCAUUCUGAUGGUCGAUUAACAGCUGCUCUUAUGACCAUGUACUGCAGAUGUGGUUAUGUAAGUCUCUCUAGGUUACUAUUCAAGGAAUCAAAAGUCAGAGAUGUUGUAAUGUGGAGUUCAAUGAUUGGUGGCUAUGCUGAUACUGGAGAUUGCUCUGAAGCUAUGAAUCUGUUAAGUCAAAUGAGAAAAGAAGGAACUGAACCCAACUCGGUUACUUUGUUGUCUAUUGUCUCAGCUUGCACCCAUUCUGCAUCAUUUAGGUUUGCAUCUAGAAUCCAUUCUCACAUCCUGAAAUGUGGCUUCAUGUCAAAUAUCUUAUUGGGCAACGCCCUCAUAGAUAUGUAUGCAAAGUGUGGCAGUCUUCUUGCAGCGCGCAAAGUAUUUUAUGAACUUAAUGAGAAAGAUCUUGUGUCAUGGAGCACAAUGAUAAAUGCAUACGGUCUUCAUGGCCAUGGUUCAGAAGCGUUAGAAACUUUUCAAGGGAUGAUAAAAAGUGGAGAGAAAGUAGAUGCAAUGGCAUUUCUUGCAGUUUUAUCGGCUUGCAACCAUGCUGGCCUGGUAGAAGAAGCUCAAACCAUAUUCACACAAGCUGACAAAAGUUACCAAAUGUCACUCACAUUGGAGCACUAUGCUUGCUAUAUCAAUCUUCUUGGCAGGUCUGGGAAGAUCGACGAUGCCUUUGACGCUGUAAGAAAUAUGCCCAUGCAUCCAAGUGCAAGAAUAUGGAGUUCUCUGCUAUCCUCUUGCGAGAUUCAUGACAGGCUUGAUGUGGCAGGAGAAAUUAUUGCAAACGAGCUAAUGAAAUCUGAACCUGACAAUCCAGCCAAUUAUGUAUUGCUGAGCAAGAUUCACACAGAAUCUGGUCAUUGCUAUGGUGCAGAAGAAGUGAGGAGGGUUAUGCAGAGACGGGGACUGAACAAAUGCUACGGAUUCAGUAAAAUUGAACCUGAAUUACACAUUGCGGAUUACCAAGGAAAAUCUGGGCGUCCUAUAUGAAGAUCUUAUCUAAGCGCUGCUCUCUUUCUGCAGUUCAAAAGCAGCAUCACUGA